Urocitellus parryii (Arctic ground squirrel) is the source of this 5338-nucleotide messenger RNA. RefSeq names its product GRB2 associated binding protein 2 (gene Gab2). Gene Ontology annotation, cellular component: cytoplasm. The record is from RefSeq and is a predicted model, not a curated record. Gene Ontology annotation, biological process: signal transduction. NCBI's taxonomy places the organism in Eukaryota, Metazoa, Chordata, Mammalia, Rodentia, Sciuridae. Gene Ontology annotation, molecular function: transmembrane receptor protein tyrosine kinase adaptor activity.
GCUGCGCACCGCCGGCCGGCUGACCCAGCAGCCUGCGCCCGCGCCCUUGUCCGCGCGACCCGGCGGCGGGCUCCAGUCGGCGGUCAACAUGAGCGGCGGCGGCGACGUGGUGUGCACCGGCUGGCUGAGGAAAUCGCCCCCGGAGAAGAAGUUGAGGCGCUAUGCCUGGAAGAAACGCUGGUUUAUCCUGCGGAGUGGCCGGAUGAGCGGCGAUCCAGAUGUUCUGGAAUACUACAAGAAUGAUCACUCCAAGAAACCCCUGCGCAUCAUCAACCUGAAUUUCUGUGAGCAGGUGGAUGCAGGCCUCACCUUCAACAAGAAGGAGUUGCAGGAUAGUUUUGUGUUUGAUAUCAAGACCAGCGAGCGCACCUUUUACCUGGUGGCUGAAACAGAGGAGGACAUGAAUAAAUGGGUCCAGAGCAUCUGUCAGAUCUGUGGCUUCAAUCAGGCUGAAGAGAGCACAGACUCCCUGAGAAACAUUUCCUCAGCCAGUCAGGGGCCCCGCUCUUCUCCAGCUGAGCUCAGCAGCUCCAGUCAUCACCUGCUGCGAGAACGAAAAUCCUCAGCCCCAUCACACUCCAGCCAGCCAACUUUGUUCACAUUCGAACCUUCUGUGUCAAACCAUGUGCAGCCCACCUUGUCCACCAGUGCACCUCAGGAGUAUCUCUACUUGCACCAGUGCAUAAGUCGGAGAACGGAAAAUGCAAGGAGUGCCAGCUUCUCUCAGGGCACCAGGCAAAAGAGCGACACAGCCGUACAAAAACUGGCCCAGGGCAACGGACACUGUGUCAAUGGGGUCAGUGGUCAAGUCCAUGGCUUCUAUAGCCUUCCCAAGCCAAGCCGGCACAAUACAGAAUUUAGAGACAGUACCUAUGACCUUCCCCGGAGCCUGGCCUCCCAUGGCCACACCAAGGGCAGCCUCACAGGGUCUGAGACAGAUAAUGAAGAUGUGUACACCUUCAAGAUGCCCAGCAACACCCUGUGCCGGGAGUUUGGGGAUCUCCUGGUGGACAAUAUGGACGUUCCAACUACUCCACUCUCGGCCUACCAGAUCCCUAGGACAUUCACAUUGGACAAGAACCACAAUGCCAUGGCAGUGGCCGCUCCUGGAGACUCAGCCAUAGCUCCCCCACCCCGGCCCCCCAAGCCAAGUCAGGCAGAAACACCUCGAUGGGGCAGCCCUCAGCAGAGGCCUCCAAUCAGUGAAAGUAGCAGAUCUGUCGCUGCCACCAUCCCCAGGCGCAAUACCCUCCCUGCAAUGGACAACAGCCGACUCCAUCGAGCUUCCUCCUGUGAGACCUACGAGUACCCCCCACGUGGUGGAGAGAAUGCAGGCCGGUCUGCUGAGUCCAUGAGUGAGGGAGUCAGUCCUUUCCUGCCAGGAAAAACACUCGUGGGUCGGUCGGAUAGUGCCAGUUCAGAAGAUAACUAUGUGCCCAUGAACCCAGGUUCUUCUACCCUGCUGGCCAUGGAGCGGGCAGGUGAUAAUUCCCAAAGUGUCUACAUCCCCAUGAGCCCAGGGCCCCAUCCAUUUGACCCCCUUGGCUACCCAUCCACAGCCCUCCCUAUGCACAGAGGCCCCAGCCGAGGAAGUGAGAUUCAGCCCCCUCCUGUCAACCGUAACCUCAAGCCUGACCGGAAAGCAAAACCAACACCACUUGACCUGAGAAACAAUGCUGUCAUUGAUGAGCUCCCCUUCAAGUCUCCUGUCACCAAGUCUUGGUCCAGGGCCAACCAUACCUUCAACUCUAGCUCCUCCCAGUACUGCCGUCCCAUCUCCACCCAGAGCAUCACCAGCACAGACUCAGGAGACAGUGAAGAGAACUACGUCCCUAUGCAAAACCCAGUGUCUGCAUCUCCAGUUCCCAGUGGCACCAACAGUCCAGCCCCGAAGAAGAGUACUGGCAGCGUCGAUUACCUGGCCCUGGACUUCCAGCCGGGCUCCCCAAGCCCCCACCGCAAGCCAUCCACGUCAUCUGUUACAUCAGACGAGAAGGUGGACUAUGUCCAGGUGGAUAAGGAAAAGACCCAAGCUCUGCAGAACACCAUGCAGGAGUGGACAGAUGUGCGGCAGUCCUCGGAGCCUUCCAAGGGCGCCAAGCUGUGAUGUGGGGUCCACCAAGCCCAGAGAGGGCCCGGGAGGCAGACGCCCAGAGCUGGCUCCUCCCGUCUCCCUCCUCUCCCAGCUCCCUCCCUGCCCCUCCACUCUGCCACUCUUGGCCUUCAAAACACUUGACAUCAGGGACCCUGACCCUUCCCCUGGGAGGUGAGGCCCUGAUGGGGGCACUUUCUCUGCCCACUUGGGGUCCACCUGUGACUUUUAUCAAUACUGGCUGUGCCUCCACCCACCUUAGUUAGGAGCUGUUGCCAAAAAAACUUCUUUCUGGCCUGGAGACCUGUCUACUGAAUGCUUGGAGGGAGGGCUGGGACUCUGAGCCAGACUUAACACCUCCUGUCAGUCACAGCCCUCCACCCCCUUUCAUUGUCCUCUGGGCUACCUCUCUUCAGUCCCAGAAGAGGACAACCCAGGGAGCCAAGGACCAGCAGACCAAAGUGGACGUGGACUUUCUUAUUCCUGUUUUUCUCAACUGGCGAGAGGCAAGGCUGCCAAAAGAUUAAAUUAGUUGAGACAAAGGUCAGAGGUAAUCUUGAGGACAAAGGAACUGGAUCCCCAGAAAUAAGGGCAGUUGAUACCUACCAGGGUCCCCAGUUUCAAGCCAAAGCCACAUAGACCUACUGCUUGAGAAUGGGGGACACAGAAGGCUAAGAGACAAAAGGAAGGGGAAACUGGUAAUGAUGGACAACCAGGAACACCAAGAACAGGGCUUAGCAUGGCAAGGACACGGGACAGUCAGGGCCCUGGAACUCUGGUGUUGCAGGGCCACUCUGGGACAGAGAGCAGUCCUUCCUGAGCACUCUGCAGGAGAAGGCCUGGGCUGAGCAGGGCAACCAGCAUGGUGAGGGGGUAAGGGAGGGGAUGCAGUGGAGGUGAUGCAGGGUUUGAGGGGAACCCUGGGGCAAGGAUGUACCAGGCAUGGGGCAGUGCAGGGACACUGCAGAGGGGAUGGUGCAGCAAGUGAGUUUCUGGGAACUGGGAGGGCGCAGAGGUAACCUGAUGAAGGGAGGCAGGUGUAGGCCAUGCAGCAAGUGAGGAAACGCAUCCCCAGGGCCCGGUGAAGAGCCCAGGGCAGCAAGUGGGGGUUCAGGAUGGACUAGAAAGUGAAGAAGUGAUCCCUUGAACAAGGGCAUUCCUAGGACCAAGGAUGGUGGGUUAAGUAGGGAAGAAUCUAAAUUUCUUAUGUUGAAAGUUACUGACCAAAUUUUCAWGUUUUAGAGGCAACAGGACAGACCAGACACUUCAUUUUGCCCCAGGGUAAACAGACCUUACUCCUCCAAAAGUAUGACUUCCCACCAUGCUUGAUGCAGGUGGAACCACUCACCCCUUAGCUCCUAAGAGCACACACACCUCAUCAGACCAAUGGCCUGGCCCUUCUCUAGGAAGUCCCAACCUGGGAGCUGUCUUUUCCUCAACAGUAGCUGUUCUCCUGGUGUUAGUUGAAGGCAACUCAAGGAUAAUUUGGGUCCCUGAACUUGAGAAGGUCACAAUCAAUGAGAAAGGACAAGGACACAAGACAGAUGCAAAUACUCAUGAAGUGCUAAGGAAAUGAACACCACUUCUCAAGGGGCCAAGGCCAGAGUGGGGAGCGGAUGCAGCCAUGGAAGGUGACUCUAGGAAGAUGAGUCUGAGGAGUUUAAGAGGAAAAAAUGAAGGGAGCAGGAAGGAGAGAUUUGGAAAAACUUACGCUUUGAGAGCAAAAGAACUUGGAGGGCGAGUACAGACCUCAGAAGUGCAGAGGCCAUGUCUCAACGUCCCAUGGUGGCUGUAGCUACACCAGGCAGGGUUUGCAGGGUGCUGGUUCACUCUGCACACUGACUGUCCCUUUAAGGCUCUCUACAGGGGUCCCAUAUGGCUGGGGUUUUAACUGGUGGCCCCCACCACUGAUCCCAGGGUGCCAUAAAAUUAUUAAUUAUGUUCUGAAUGUGCCGUGAUAUGGGCGGAACUUGUUGGAGUCUUCAGAGACUUCAGUGUUCGGGGCUAGUUAGUCUUACAGAGGGCUUCCAGCUUCUCUGUUCCUGUGACCACCCAAGCCCUCAGGGUGGAAGGACGGAUAAAGAAGAAAGGACUAGAGGAGAUGAGCCUGUGGAGAGCAGAGCUCUGUCUCACAAGCCCCAAACAACCAGCCACAUCUAACACAUACCCAUUUCGCACCCCCCAAAAGAGGAAGUCAACUCAGUUUAAGAAAACUGGUCCUUUGGCCUACCCAGGGUCAAAGUUCACCUCCUGGUGAGACCCCAGAAUGGGGAUACCUCUCCUCUAACAGCUAGGGCUCUCCAAAGGAGCUUUCUUCACCCACUUCCAGCUUCAUAACUACAAGGUUAAAGAAAAGUUGAGUGGGAACAAAGAGGGAGGUGGUAGCUCCUUGGGACCAUCUGUGAGAAGGGCUGAUUGGUCAGAUGGUCCCGAAGCAGCUGGGCUGUGGAAGAGGCUUUGAGGGGCGCGCUCUGCUCAGCAGCCUCUCUCUCAAGGGCCUGGGUCGGCACCCAGAGCAUUAGCCAGCUCACUCAGUCCCCUCCCUAGCUUGAUUUUGGUGACUUCUACAUUUCAAAUCAUUAAAAUAAGCCCCAUUCUUAGAACAGAAGCACAACCAUUCUCAAGUUUUCAGGCUCAGUUCUGUUCUGCCUUUGUCCCCUUUACCUGCCACCAAGCUCUGGCCUCAGCCCCAAACUGUGUCCCCUCCCCCCACCCCUUUGACAGGGCUCUGGAGGAAUGCGGGACUUUGGAAGGCAGCUCUUCCUUCCCUUCUCAAAAGUGCUGGGGACUGAGGCGUCCUCAUGGGCCAUCUUCUGGGGACUUGCUAAGUUCUUUGGGGCCUGGGACCAGCAAACUACCUGUAGAAGGGACUGUAGAGGGUCAUGCUGUCGUAUGAUAUCUGGUGAUGUGUGUUCUUGUGUAAUUUGUUGGCUACUUGUGUCUUGAAACUUAGAAUCAUUUCGCACAGAAUUGUCACUAUUUGUUAGGAAGAAAAACUGGGCCCGAGGCAGCCCAGUCUUCUUGUCUUGUUACCAUUUAAAAUUGACAUUUAAUUUUCAAAUCACUGUUGGUGCCUAAUCACUUAAGUUAUUAAUUUAUUCUGUUUUUUUAAAAAAUUUGUAACACGUAUUUAUCUUGUGAGCAGGUCUGGGGGUGGGGUGGGAAACAUGUUCAAUUGGGCUGUGUUUUUGCUGUGGUGACACAUGGUACAGGCCUGGAGCUUGCAGGUCCCUUUUUACUGUGGUA